UGUAGUACGCGGCGUUCGGGAUAGGGGGCUAUAGUACCUUCAUGCAUGGCCCAUAAAGGAUUCGUCGACUAUCCGAGAAGUACGCAAGAAACGGCUUCUAACACCUGACAGGGGCCACGCUCUUCUCUUCUCUCUCCUCGUGCCGUCGCCGGGUUCACCGUCGCCCAAUUUCCCGAGCCGGGGACCACGAUUGGGUGGGCCCGGCGUGAAGAAGGACCCGCCGCUUUAUCGCCCGAUUUUUACUCCGAUAUACGGAUGGAUUCGUAAUCGGGAAAGGCGCGAUAUUACUCCGAGCGCAGGAAUUGUACCGUCGCGAACGCGAGGAUUCCGCGAUUCCGCGAUCCCGCGUGGUACCCGUGCGAAUCUCGUGAUCGAGAAGGAGGGACAUGUCAUUUGCCAUCGCGGAUGGUCGGUGAUUCGUGGUCAGUCGUCCCUGGUGACCGCAUCCCGCCGCGUUCGGUAUUGUUAUUGUGAUAAUGUGCUGAGUUGCGUAAGUGGCAGUAAAAGUGGACAAGUUGAUUGCCGAUAGGGGAAGCGAUAGUGGACCCGGAAAGCGAUAAAGCGAUAAAGCGACAAAGCGGAACGGAAAAGGAUUUCCAGGCGCGUGCGGCGAAAGAAAAGUGCGCGCGUUCACCGGCGUUUAUCAGGGUUUACCAGCGUUUAUCCGAGGGACCCCCGAGUGUUGUCCGUGAUCCGUGAUCCGUGCGAAGACGGAUUACGCGCGCGACGAUGAGGCAGCAGCCGGUGGACGUGUCGCCACGGUGUCGGUGUUGAGACACUAGUCCCGGUCGUCCGGCCCGGGCGUGUCUUCGGCAUCGGGUCCACAUCGGCACCGACAGGCGAUAUGAGUACGAAAUUCAUAAUUGAUAGUAUGCUACCAGCUAAGUACCAACAAUUUCAUCCGCAACAGUUGUUCUCAAGCGCGACUCCAGGUACCAUUCAGGCGUGCACGACGAGUCCGGCCACCGCGAGCCUAGAAUCGAGUUUAUCCGCGGCUGCCGUAGCGGCCGCGGCAGUCAAUUACGCGCAUCAGCACAAUUCGCCGAGCCCGACGGGUUCGAGUCCCCAGCACUCGGGAAGUUCCGCAUCCACGUCACCGGCGGCACGCACGACAUCCAGCAUGUAUCCGUACGUGUCCGCCGCCGCGGCGCAUCAUCAUCAUCAACAGCAGCAGGCGGUCGCGGCCGCCGCGUUCGGCGCCACGUCCAGCAUGGUGCCCGGCUUCGGGUCCACGGCGGCGUCCAGCGCUGCCCUGGCCGCCGCCGCCGCCGUGGACGCCGCCGCCGGCGACAAGUCCUGCCGUUACACAGCUAGUCUGACCGGCAAUGUCACCCCUGCGUCGGCCGAUCCCAUGGUUAACUAUACCCUAGGCCACCAUCAUCAGAACGGCGCUACGCCCGGUAGCCUCGUCUCGUCCGCGUCCGCAUCCUCGGCCGUGUCGGCCGCCUCGGCGUCCAUGGCAGCGGCGGCACAAUUCUACCAUCAAGCGGCUGCCGCAUCGGCCGUUGUCGACCCUUUGACGUCCUGCCAACAACCCACCACCGGUCAACCCGGGAUCUCGGACAUACCUCGGUAUCCGUGGAUGUCGAUUACCGAUUGGAUGAGUCCAUUUGACAGAGUGGUGUGCGGUCCGAAUGGCUGCCCGAGGCGCAGAGGUCGGCAAACGUACACGCGGUUCCAAACAUUGGAAUUAGAAAAAGAAUUUCACUUCAACCACUAUUUGACGCGACGACGACGAAUAGAAAUCGCGCACGCACUUUGCCUGACGGAACGACAGAUCAAGAUCUGGUUCCAGAAUCGGCGAAUGAAGUUGAAAAAGGAAUUAAGGGCGGUCAAAGAAAUCAACGAGCAAGCCAGACGCGAGCGCGAGGAGCAAGAUAUGAUGAAGAAACAGCAGGCGGAGAAACAGGCCAAGUUGCAGCAGGAGCAGCAGAGCGCCGCCCUACAGCAUCAGCAGCAGCAUCACGUAAGCGGCCUGGAAAAAACGCAAAGCGAUCUUCUGAAGGCAGUCAGUAAGGUACCCACAUAGGAUACCUUACUGAGCCGACUCUCUUUCUUUUAAGGAAGACACAAGAGACUGGAGCGGCCUGGACGAAGACUCCGAAGCGAAGUAGUUGGUAAGGUCGAUCACGUAGAAGAUCCUGAGUUCUCUUCCUCUCAUCUUCGCACGCGAGAAACAGGUACGAAGCAUCUGAUGCAAAGAUUUUCGUGAUCUUCCUCGAGUCGGUGAGCCGGUGCUCGCAAGUAGAGGACCUUGCGUGGAUGCGGUCAUCGGCCCUUUUUUUUACCAAGGGGGGAAGAUAGCGAAGAUUUAGGCAGCCUGGAAGAUACACACAGAGCGCGAGCUUCUCUGUGGGCAACCGAGAAAAGGUACGCGAUGAAUGCCUUGCUGAAUCGGUUCUAUCUUUUGUUUUUUUAAGCAAGAAAGAAAGAUAAGUAGAUGUUACGAUAGUAAAAAGAAAAACUCGAAGCAUAGAGAAUGAACGCACCCCACCCCAGCUACGUACUUACUUGGCUAGUCCCCGAAGGGCGACAUGCGAAACCGCCUCGCACGGGGCUCAGCCUGUGACUGAUUCCUAGAACGUAUAAUGUAUAUUGUUAAUCGGGUGCUACACAAUGAGCCAUCGCGAUUAUCAAGCGAUGAACGUGCGAAUUGGCGCGAUACUGCCAUGGAGAGCCAAUAAUUACGUCGAGGCGGUGAGUAGAUUAAUUAAAUGGGCCGAAACUGAAGGAUUAAUGGUCGUAUGGGCCAAUCAGAAUCAUUAACGACGACAUUGCGAUUAAUUGAUCGAACUCUGAGAGAAGGAAGUAAUCAAACUGCGUAAGCGGACCGUAAGCGGCAUUCAAUUACAAGAAACCAGCGAACGAAAUAAGAGUUUAGGUAAUCCUCGAUUCAUCACUUAUCUUGCUUUGUGCGAAUUUUCGUUGAUUAGCUAGACCUUAUACGAAGCGUCAUCCGUUCCGGAGGAAGAAAUACGGUGACGCAAUUUCGAGAAAACGGUUUCAUCAUUUUCGACGUUGAACGUUUUACCUUCGACGUUACGUGGACGCUUCCUUUGCACGAUCGCUAAACAAAAUUACAAAAGGCGUAAAAUUUGCGACGUUCUCGUUGGAACAACGAACGUGUCUCUCGCGCGAUUGCGGACUUCCGGUAACUCCUUCUAGAUAUCGGUCUACGAUUAUAAAUAACGGGCGUACACGACUAUUUUCCCCUACAUUUCCCCUCCUCGCUUCAUUCGAUAAAAUAAUUCAAUAUUUGCUUACUAUGUUCACUUUUUAAACGAACUAGCUAAAUGUUAUUUAUGCCGAUUUUGUAUGUUGAAAUUUUUAACUAUUUAUCGAACAAAUAGAUUAGUCAUUGGCGGUAUAGCAAGUUUUAUCUACAUAUGGGUUUUAUAAAGAAAUUUGUACUUUCUUGGAGGAAAAGAUCUGAUUUUACAAAUUAUAUAAUAAUGCACAUGUAAUGUAUAUAUGAUAAAAUAAUUUUUUCCUUGAAAACAACUCUUUCGGUACGCUCGGUACAUUUUCGCAUAAAAAACCUAUACUCACGGAUAUAGGAAAAACAUAUUGCUUAUGUUUUCCAGCCAUUCCGAUAUGUCAAUUCAGACAAAUCGCAAGAAAUAAAACUUUUUGUUAACGAAAUAUAGUAAAUUAUUUUAGACACAAUAAAAGUUUAGGGUAUUUAUUUUUUUACCAACGUGAGUAAAAGUAGUAUUCUAUCGUGAGCAAUAAAAUAUUGUUGAAUUCGCGAAAUUUGUCGAAGAAUUUAAGAAAUAUAGAUGUAUGAUGGAAAGACAUAAACGAUAUUCAGACAUUGAAGAACGUGGUAACGUGCCGUGAGUAUAUAAACAUUGGUUUUCUCAAGAAUAUAUCUUUCUGAACAUUGUUUCUCGAAAGCGUGAUAUAGAUGGUAAAUAACUGUACAAUAUGCUUGGCAACCGCGUUUUGUCAAGAUUCUGACAACUAGUAAUUGUCUCGAUUAUCCUGCCGUGUCGAUAAACAAGAAAAAAUUAUACAUAUACACAUGUACACGUAACAUACAGUUAAUCUACUUAUCAUUUCGAGAGAAUGCUUUAAUCAUUUACCUAAAGUUGGGAUAAAAUGUUUUGCAUGCUGAAUUUCAUAAUAUAAUUUCUGUGUAACACUCAAUCAAUUAAUCGUUUGAAUUAUAAUUAGCGCAUUUUUUUAUUAUUAUUUUCUUUUCAACCGUAUAUUGGAAAUUAUACAUGUAAAUGUUCGUGUGUACACAAUAAUUUUGAUGAAAAAAAAGAGCAACAAACGCGGGAGAAAGUAAGCUACACAUGGAUACACGCUCGUAUGUACGUACGAGAAACACGAACCACAUUACCGGACGAGUAUCUCACUCUUAGUACAUUAAAUACGUAAUUUGGUGUCAGGGUAGACUUUUCCAUAGAUAUAGAACCCGUUGUUGGUAUUACUUACUUAGAGUUCGUAAAAAAAGGAAAAGAUAAACAUAAAAGGAAUAACCGAUAUAUAAAUUAUUGCCUAAUUAUUUUUUUCUCCUUCAUAUUAGCGCGAUCGAUGCAUAGGUCUUGAUUCUUUAUCAUAAAAGUCUUGAACAAAUUUUAUCUGAGGUAUAUAGUGCUACUCCUAAUUUAAUAGCUAUAAAAUUGAAAAUAAACAUGUUGUUUAAUGCUAAGCAACACAAUGUGUUCAUUUUUCAUUGAUUUCAUAAUUAUUACAAAGAAAAAUAAAAAAUAUAUUGUAUUUGUUAU
Messenger RNA from Temnothorax curvispinosus, 4736 nucleotides. RefSeq names its product homeobox protein abdominal-A homolog. Gene Ontology annotation, biological process: anterior/posterior pattern specification; negative regulation of transcription by RNA polymerase II. Lineage: Eukaryota; Metazoa; Arthropoda; Insecta; Hymenoptera; Formicidae. The transcript has 3 exons. The record is from RefSeq and is a predicted model, not a curated record. Bases 845 to 2029 code for a protein of 394 amino acids. Gene Ontology annotation, molecular function: RNA polymerase II cis-regulatory region sequence-specific DNA binding; DNA-binding transcription factor activity, RNA polymerase II-specific. Gene Ontology annotation, cellular component: nucleus.